This is a messenger RNA of Rana temporaria (common frog), 6086 nucleotides long. RefSeq names its product TATA-box binding protein associated factor 1 (gene TAF1). Bases 122 to 6007 code for a protein of 1961 amino acids. Gene Ontology annotation, biological process: RNA polymerase II preinitiation complex assembly; transcription by RNA polymerase II; DNA-templated transcription initiation. The record is from RefSeq and is a predicted model, not a curated record. The transcript is spliced from 40 exons. Gene Ontology annotation, molecular function: TBP-class protein binding; histone acetyltransferase activity; DNA binding. NCBI's taxonomy places the organism in Eukaryota, Metazoa, Chordata, Amphibia, Anura, Ranidae. Gene Ontology annotation, cellular component: transcription factor TFIID complex.
UGUCAGACGGUCCCUGGUGUCCCGGAAGCGGAAGUGUGUCCGUGCGGCCGAGUUGCGGUUCCCCCGCUCGGUGGUUCCGGUGUGGGAGGUUCCGGUGGUGUUGGUCGGUCGGUUGGUCGGGAUGUCGGACUCGGAGAGCGAUGAUGAGAGGCCCUUCCCUCUGACCGGGUUCCUGUUCGGGAAUAUUAAUGAGGACGGACAGCUGGAGGAUGACUGCGUGCUGGACAAGGAGUCGAAGAAGCACCUGGCGGGGUUGGGGACGCUGGGCCUGGGCAGUCUGAUCACAGAGCUCACCUCCAGUGUAGAUGACGCUGCGGAGACAGACGGGGACAGCCUGGAUGAUGAUGGAUGGGUGAAGAGCACGGAUGACGCCAUUGAUUACUCGGACAUCACUGAGGUGGCUGAAGAUGAGUCCCGCCGGUACAGACAGGCCAUGGGAAGCCUCACCCUCUCCCGGAGAUCAGAUGAUGAUGACGAUGAUUACGAUGCGGAUUGUGAAGACAUCGAUUCCAAGCUCAUGCCGCCUCCCCCACCUCCCCCGGUGUCCAGUAAAAAGGAUGAAGAGAAAGGACCGUCAUCCACAGCCCCUGAAGACGGAGAUGGAAUUAUCUUGCCGUCAAUCAUCGCCCCGUCUUCGGCCAAUGUAGACAAAGUGGACUUCAGCAGUUCUUCGGAUUCGGAAUCUGAGAUCGGACCUCAGGAACGGGGGAAGGGUGACGGCAAGGAGCGGACGCUGACCUUACCUCUGGCGGGAAUAAUGCAGAGAGACGACACCAAACUACUUCCCAACGUGACCGAGCUUUUCCCCGAGUUCAGACCUGGAAAGGUCUUGCGCUUCCUCCGGCUGUUUGGCCCCGGGAAGAACGUGCUGUCGGUGUGGCGCAGCGCUCGCAGGAAGAGGAGGAAGAAGCACCGGGAGCAGACGCAGGAGCCGCACACCAAAGAAGAAGGAGGAGAAGGAGACGUGGAGGCGGUGAUAGAGAAGAGAUCCUGCUGGGAGUAUGAAUAUGCACCUCCCCCGCCCCCCGAGCAAUGCCUCUCCGAUGAUGAGAUCACCAUGAUGGCUCCCGUGGAGUCCAAGUUCUCUCAGUCCACGGGGGACACGGAUAAGGUGGCGGACACAAAGCCGAGGAUUGCAGAAUGGCGCUACGGCCCGGCACAGCUGUGGUACGAUAUGCUGGGAGUGUCGGAGGAUGGCAGCGGAUUUGAUUACGGCUUUAGGCUGAAGGAUGAAAAUGAUGAGGAGGAGGAAAUGGAAGUGGCAGAAAAGGAGACAGAAAAGGAGACGGAAAUGGAGACAGAGAAGAAAAAGGAGCCCCCCGAGGAAAACCCGGACAGCCAGUUCCAGGAUGAGCACUUCCUGAUGGUGACACAGCUCCAGUGGGAGGACGAUGUCAUCUGGAAUGGAGAAGACGUGAAGCACAAAGUCACCAAGACUCAGAGAGCCAGUUUGGCGGGGUGGCUUCCUUCCAGCAUGACCCGAAACGCCAUGGCCUACAACGCCCAGCAAGGACUGAAUCGCACCGGAUCGCUGCUCAAUCUCCCAACACCACUUGUGCAAAAACCCAGUUUAUCCGCCGUGCUCAUCUCCUCUAAAGGGAAAGAGAAGCAUCCUCCCGAGCAGCAAGUGUCUGUAGAAGAGGACCGCCCGUGGUUUUCAAUUUUCCCCAUUGACAAUGAAGAGCUGGUGUAUGGACGAUGGGAGAACAACAUCAUCUGGGAUGAUCAGGCCAUGGACAGACUAUUGGCCCCGCCGGUCCUCACCUUGGAUCCCAACGAUGAAAACAUUAUCCUAGAAAUCCCGGAUGAAAAAGAGGAAACAACAUCAAAUUCACCUUCUAAAGAAAGCAAAAAGGAAUCCUCUUUAAAGAAAAGUCGAAUCCUGUUGGGUAAAACGGGCGUGAUAAAAGAGGAGCCGCAGCAGAACAUGUCCCAGCCGGAGGUGAAGGAUCCCUGGAAUCUGUCCAAUGAUGAGUUUUAUUACCCCAAACAGCAAGGAUUGCGGGGAACCUUCGGAGGAAACAUCAUCCAGCAUUCUAUUCCGGCCGUGGAGCUCAGACAGCCAUUCUUCCCCACACACAUGGGUUCAAUGAAGCUCAGACAAUGCCAUCGUCCUACGCUGAAGAAAUACUCGUAUGGCUCUCUGUCCCAGCCGGGGCCGCACUCCUGCCAACCGCUGCUCAAACACAUCAAGAAGAAGGCAAAGAUGCGGGAGCAGGAGCGCCAGGCGUCGGGAGGAGGAGAGAUGUUCUUCAUGCGCACCUCUCAGGAUCUGACCGGCAAAGAUGGAGACCUCAUUCUGGCCGAGUACAGUGAGGAGAACCCGCCGCUGAUGAUGCAAGUUGGAAUGGCCACCAAAAUAAAGAACUAUUAUAAAAGGAAACCAGGCAAAGACCCCGGAGCCCCAGACUGCAAAUUCGGGGAGACGGUGUAUUGUCACACGUCGCCGUUCCUCGGCUCCUUACACCCCGGACAGUUACUGCAGGCUUUUGAAAACAAUCUUUUUAGAUCCCCAAUAUAUUUGCACAAGAUGCCGGAAACGGACUUCCUGAUCAUUCGCACGCGGCAAGGUUACUACAUACGUGACUUGGUGGACAUCUUUGUGGUGGGACAGCAGUGUCCCCUCUUUGAAGUUCCCGGACCCAACUCCAAACGGGCCAACACCCACAUCCGUGACUUCCUGCAGGUUUUCAUCUAUCGCCUUUUUUGGAAAAGUAAGGACCGGCCUCGUAGGAUCCGCAUGGAGGACAUCAAGAAGGCUUUCCCUUCCCAUUCAGAAAGCAGCAUCAGGAAGAGACUGAAGCUCUGUGCCGACUUUAAGAGGACCGGAAUGGACUCUAAUUGGUGGGUGUUGAAGCCGGAUUUCCGUUUACCAACAGAAGAAGAAAUUCGAGCGAUGGUGUCCCCCGAACAGUGCUGUGCUUAUUAUAGCAUGCUGUCUGCAGAGCAGAGGUUAAAGGAUGCCGGCUAUGGAGAGAAAUCUUUUUUUGCCCCAGAGGAAGAAAAUGAAGAAGAUUUCCAGAUGAAGAUCGAUGAUGAGGUGAGGACGGCUCCCUGGAACACGACAAGAGCCUUCAUCGCUGCAAUGAAAGGGAAAUGUCUGCUGGAGGUGACGGGGGUAGCUGACCCCACAGGGUGCGGGGAAGGAUUCUCCUAUGUGAAGAUUCCUAACAAGCCGACUCAGCAGAAGCAAGACGAUAAAGAGCCGCAGCCUGUGAAGAAAACUGUGACUGGAACGGACGCCGAUCUGCGACGACUUUCACUGAAAAAUGCCAAACAACUGCUGAGGAAAUUUGGAGUACCGGAGGAAGAGAUUAAGAAGUUAUCUCGCUGGGAAGUGAUUGACGUCGUGAGAACCAUGUCCACGGAACAAGCGCGCUCGGGGGAGGGGCCCAUGAGUAAAUUCGCCCGAGGUUCCCGCUUCUCGGUGGCCGAACACCAGGAGAGAUACAAGGAGGAAUGCCAGAGAAUAUUCGAUCUGCAGAACAAGGUGUUGGAGUCGGCGGAGGUUUUGUCCACAGACACAGACAGCAGUUCCGCAGAAGACAGCGACUUCGAGGAGAUGGGGAAGAACAUCGAGAACAUGCUCCAGAACAAGAAGACGAGUUCCCAGCUUUCCCGGGAGAGAGAAGAGCAGGAGAGGAAGGAGCUGCAGAGGAUGCUGAUGGGGGAAGACAGCGGCAACGACAAAGAGAGGAACCGCAAGAAGGACAGGAAGGGACUGUCCACCGGCUCGGCUGCUUCGGGAGGAUCUCACAAAGACGACGACACGGCAUCAGUGACCAGUUUAAAUUCUGCAGCGAGCGGCCGCCGACUGAAGAUCUACCGAACGUUCCGAGAUGAAGACGGUAAAGAAUACGUGCGCUGUGAGACGGUGCGCAAACCCUCCGUCAUCGACGCCUACAGCCGGAUCCGCACCACCAAAGACGACGAGUUCAUUAAGAAGUUUGCUCUCUUUGAUGAACAACAUCGGGAAGAGAUGAGGAAAGAAAGGCGAAGGAUCCAGGAACAGCUUCGUAGACUGAAACGCAAUCAGGAGAAGGAGAAGCUCCGAGGACCUCCUGAGAAGAAACCAAAGAAGAUGAAGGAGCGGCCGGAUCUCAAGCUGAAAUGUGGAGCCUGUGGGGCGAUCGGACACAUGAGGACCAACAAGUUCUGUCCCCUCUACUAUCAGACGAACGCCCCUCCAUCCAAUCCCGUGGCCAUGACCGAGGAGCAGGAAGAGGAGCUGGAGAAAACCGUCAUUCACAAUGACAACGAGGAGCUGAUUAAAGUGGAAGGAACCAAAAUUGUUUUGGGCAAACAGCUGAUUGAAAGUGCUGAUGAGGUGCGGAGGAAAUCUUUGGUCCUGAAGUUCCCUAAACAGCAACUUCCCCAGAAGAAGAAGAGAAGAGUGGGGAGCACCGUGCACUGCGACUACCUCAAUCGCCCCCAUAAAUCCAUUCACCGCCGAAGGACCGAUCCCAUGGUCACCCUGUCCUCCGUGCUGGAAUCCAUCAUCAAUGACAUGAGAGAUAUGCCCAAUAGCUAUCCAUUCCACAGCCCUGUCAAUGCCAAAGUAGUAAAAGAUUAUUACAAAAUUGUGACCAAUCCGAUGGACCUGCAAACGCUGAGGGAGAACGUGCGCAAGCGGAUGUACCCGUCCCGCGAGGAGUUCCGCGAACAGGUGGAGCUGAUUCUGAAGAACAGUAUACUAUACAAUGGACCCAAACACUCGCUGACUCAGAUCUGUCAGGUCAUGCUGGACCUGUGUGAUGAGAAACUCCGAGAGAAGGAGGACAAGUUGGCCCGGCUGGAGAAAGCCAUUAACCCCUUACUGGACGACGACGAUCAGGUGGCCUUCUCCUUCAUCCUGGACAAUAUCGUCACCCAGAAGAUGAUGGCCGUGCCGGAUUCAUGGCCGUUCCAUCUUCCUGUCAACAAGAAGUUUGUUCCCGACUAUUAUAAAGUCAUCCCGCAUCCGAUGGACCUGGAGACGAUCCGCCAGAAUAUUUCCAAGCACAAGUAUCAGAAUCGGGAGAUCUUCCUGGCCGACGUCAAUCUGAUCUGUACAAACAGCGUCAAGUAUAACGGUGCGGACAGUCAGUACAGUAGAACGGCGCAGGAGAUUGUGAAUAUUUGCAGUCAGACUCUGGCGGAGUAUGAUGAACAUCUCACCCAACUAGAGAAGGACAUUUCCACCGCCAAGGAGGCCGCUCUGGAUGAAGCCGAUCUGGAGAGCUUGGAACCCAUGACCCCCGGACCCUAUACCCCCCAGCCUCCGGAUUAUUACGACACGAACACGUCGCGCGAUGCCUCCCUCUACCUGGAUGAAAGCAACAUGUCCGCCACCGAGGCGGCCACCGCGUCCCUGGGGAGGAGGAGUCUGAUGCGGUUGGGACGAGGACAUCUGGGGGAAGAUGACUCGGAUAUUGACAUUGAAGCGUAUGAAGAUGAUGAUGAUGGGAAACCGAAGACGCCGGCUCCUGAGAUGAUGGAGGAUGUGGAUGGAGAUCUGGGCGAGGAGGAGAUCACGGUGCAGCAUCCUCAGGCCAGCGUCCUCUAUGAGGAUUUAUUGAUGUCGGACGGUGAAGAUGAUGACGACGGGAGUGACGAGGAAGGAGAUAACCCCUUCUCAUCCAUCCAGCUGAGUGAGAGCGGCAGCGAUUCGGAUGUUGAAUCCGGAGCAAUCCGACCCAAACAGCCGCAGAUGAUGCAGGAGAACACCCGGAUGGGGAUGGAGAACGAGGAGAGUCUGAUGUCCUACGGGGAGGGGAUGGAGACCUCCCAAGGGAUAGAGGACAGUAAUAUCAGUUAUGGAAGUUAUGAAGGACCGGAUCCGAAAUCCCGGGACACCAUUUACAGCAGCAUCGGGGGGUACGAGUUGUCUGAGGAGGAGGAGGAGGAUGAGGAGGAAGAAGAGCGCCUCGGGCCCAACGUACUCCGCCAUGUCCAGCUGUCUGAGGACGAGGACAGCGAGGAGGAUUUCCGAUCUCUUCAUGGAGACACCGACAGUGACAACGAGUAGAAGGAUUCCCGUCUAUGGGAGGGGCCGGCUCCUGCUGGUGAUGUCAUCCAAUAAAAGUCGCUGGAUGAUGAUGAUGUCA